AAUUUACUUCAACAUGACUUCAAAUCGUUAAAUAAUUUCUUUCACUGCAGAGAAACCCUUUGAAGAAGAGCUGGUCUCGGCAGUUGUGCAUUUUUGGCGGAGUUGCUCAUUUUAGUGACUGCUGUCUCAGGUUUUACUGAUCAGUGGCUCGAGUUUUGAGGCGGAUCCAGCGGCGGAUGAUCCGUCCGGCGUUUCAGGGGCUGCAGGGACUUGGGACCGGGUUAGAGGAGACACGAAACACGUUAUCUGGGGGGACAGCUCGAUGUUUGAGUGACUGCAGGCACCCCAGGCUGUGCCGGGACACCCCCGGACCUGCCCCCGCCGCCUCCAGCCCCUCAGGGCGCCCUGAGGCGCUGCCCCUCGGCGGGGAGGAGAGCUCCUUCGCAGAGGCAGCGAUGGCGAGCAACGCGCAAAAAUCUGAUGAGAGCGGGAGUAAACGUCAGAGGAUGGAGAAUGAAGCGCCAGAAAAUCCUCAGCUGUCCUUCCCUGACAAAACAGAUCUGGCUCUUUCUGAGGACUCGCAGUCCCUUUACGACACUGAACCACUGGAAAAGGUUUUAAAUGAUAUGAACAAAGAAAUUAUGACCUUGUUAUCAAAAUAUGCUAACAUUAUAAGGCAAGUUAACUUUGUGCUAUUUGUACAGCUUCUUUCUAAAUUCUCUAGAUUUUUUCACUUAAGUGAGACAGCAGCGAUGGAGGCUUCUUGUGUCCAAGAACUGGAAGGAAUCUUAAAAGAAGCGAGGGACAUAGACGAGGACUUAAAGCAGAAAAGGGAGAGUCUGAAACAGAGAUUCACUGUCAUGGCAAACACCCUGCAGGGAUAAAUGGAGUUCACUCAACUGCAGAAGUGCAGAGCCAAACUCAGUCUAUUUUGUGUAUUCAAACAAACCGUGAGGAGUGUUAUGGUGUCUGGUUCUUAGGUAAAUAUUUACGGCACUCCAGGAAACCUUCAACAACUUAAGCAGCGACUUAUACAUAGUUAGUAAAACCAGUUCUUAAUAUCUCUUUUAAAUCCUGUGACUCCAAGGUUUUCAAACACUAAAACAUAAGGAUUUUACUUGUUAACCCAUUGAACAUAGUACGGAAAUUUCCCUAUGAAACACAAAAUUUUGUAAGUGGAAAAGGACCUCAGAUUAUUUAAUUCUAAUCAUUUUCUGGGUUUGUUUUAGUUUUCGGGGUUUUUUCUUUCUACUUUAGAAAAUGUUUUGGUGCUUAAGUCUUUGUAGAAUGUACUUGCAAUGUUAUUUCAGUUUUGUCUCAGAAUACAAACAGGUUGAAGAGAUCAGCUUAGAAAUAGGAGAGUUCUAUUAAGAAAAAUACUUUGGGAAAUGUAUAAAGUCUUAAUUUGAAAAUGCAUUUAACACUUGUACAGCUUUUCAUGGCCAUUUUGAUAUAAACAUUAAAGCACACAAAACUUUGCUGUGAUGUCAAUAAAUAACUAGACAAUAAUAA
Molecule: messenger RNA, 1452 nt
Organism: Pipra filicauda (Wire-tailed manakin)
Lineage: Eukaryota; Metazoa; Chordata; Aves; Passeriformes; Pipridae
Gene: TEX12
Product: testis expressed 12
Exons: 6
Coding region: 177-824 (215 amino acids)
Source: RefSeq, a predicted model, not a curated record